Fusarium pseudograminearum CS3096 is the source of this 1515-nucleotide messenger RNA. RefSeq lists its product as uncharacterized. Gene Ontology annotation, molecular function: acyltransferase activity, transferring groups other than amino-acyl groups. Bases 1 to 1515 code for a protein of 504 amino acids. NCBI's taxonomy places the organism in Eukaryota, Fungi, Ascomycota, Sordariomycetes, Hypocreales, Nectriaceae. The record is from RefSeq and is a predicted model, not a curated record. The transcript has a single exon.
AUGGCUGCUGUUCCAUCUCAGAUCUCGGUCGUCGACCAACCCCAGGAAGUCUCCCUCAAGACUACCAUGACUGAACAGGUCACUGAGGUAGUAGACCUUGCGCCUCCCCUGCUUCCCACAGAAUGGAUUGGCCCGAUGGGUUGGGUCAGACUUGUGUAUCACUUUGAGCUUCCCCAGAGCUACGAUGCUGAGGAGUUGACGACAAUCUUCAAGAAGAGUUACACUGCUUUCAAGGACCGUGUUCCUAUUGCUGGCUGCGAGUUUGUCCCCACCCCCACAUACCUUGAGGAUGGUAAGCUACAACUCCGCCAUUACGGCGAUGAGAUUGAGCAUGACUUCAAGGUGAAGGACCUUCGCAAUGAGGACUUUCCUUCUUUCGAGGAACUCAAAACCAAGGGCUUCCCUGCCUCGGCUCUGGACACUAAUGUCGUCUGUCAACGAGGCCUUGGCGGAGAGUGGCCUGCUGCUGGAGUCGAUAGACUCAACACCACUAUGUUGCAACUGAACUUUGUCAAGGGCGGUCUCCUACUCAACAUGCUCUUCCUCCACGCUGCUGUCGAUGGCGCUUGCAUGUACAAGUUCACCGAGCUUCUCGCCGAAGAGGUCCGAAAGGCUCAAGGUAUCCCCAUCAUCGAGCCAGCUGAGGUCCCCAUGGCAGACCGUGCCAAGAUUGCCAAGUCUUCAGGUGCCAAGCCUGGUAACCCCGAGGACCACGCUGAGUACCUCGAGAUUCCUUUUACACCCACAGGUCCUCCUGAGAAGCUUGCCAUGCCCAUCGCCCACGGCAACGUCUUUUACUUCUCACCUGAGAAGAUCGAGGCUCUCAAGGAGCUCGCUUCUCCCUCCAACGCCAAGCACUUCAAGUCAAAUGAGGACAACGCUCCCUUUAUUUCGACCAACGAUGCCAUCACAGCUCUUGUCUGGCGCUGCACAAUGAGCGCUCAGCACAAGCAUAAGGAGGGUGAGACUAAGCCUACCGGACCUUCUAUGCUCGGCCUCGCUCUCGAUGCUCGUCGUCGCUAUGCUGGCCAGGAUGUUCACAAGCACACUAUCGGCAACAUUCUCGGCUUUGCGCCCGCUAUCAUGGACAUUGACACACUGAUGAAUGAGGAUGAAGUUACCCUGGCUGAUAUCGCCUUGAUCGUCCGAGGUGCUGUGAACAAGUCAAAGGACUCAUACCUCGACAGCAUCACUGCACGCGUCGAGCGCGUCGACAACGUGUCUCGUCUCAUUCCUACCAUCUUCCUCGACAUGCCCGGCAACCACGCUCUUCUGUCUUCAUGGAGAGAAUUUCCCUUCUACGACAUCAAGUGGGGCGCUGCUCUCGGCGACACUAUUCUCGCCGUCCGACCUCCCAAGGCAGGAGUCACACAUUCUAUGCACGUUCUUCUGCCCCAACGACCUGCGGCUGGCCCAGGCAUCGAGGUUUUCGUCAAUACUGAGAACAAUGCUAUGGAGACUCUUCUGAACGACCCACUGUGGCGACAGUAUGCCGAGGGACCUGAGAGUAUUUAA